AGGGGCACCAGAGAAGGACAUUUCUUAUGUUUUAUCUACUACAACUGAAUCCAAGAGGACACUUCUUUGGACAUUAGGGCACCUGGAGGGGCGAUCGCCUCCCCUGCCCCCCCUCUGAGUACACCACUGCCCCUAUGCUGCCCAGAUGAUCAUCUCUGAGGAUGCCCUGGGACCUUUUCCUGAAUAUACGCUUCUGGAUGCUGACUGGUUCCUCCUUGUCCUGCCCUCCUCUGCACUAUAGCUGGCAAGAAUUGGAGUCAGACUGUCGCCUUAGAUCUCAGAGGAAGCACGCAGCUGUCCGUUGCAUUUGUAUGAUGUCUCCUCUCGUUGCCCGACUGCUGCUUCUUGUCUGCUUGGCGUUACCUCUGUAUGGAGUGGAAAAGGUGAGAAAUAGAGGAUACCGAAAGGAUCCAGACGCCGACAAGUGUACUGGAAAUGAUGCAGAAAAGCCAAACUGCACUACGCACUCUGAAGGAAGAAGAUCCUCUAAUUUGAACCAAAUGUUAGGUAGUUGCAUGCAGGGUCCAGCAGGCACCCCUGGGAGAGAGGGUAACCCAGGAACCAAUGGCAUUCCAGGUACGCCAGGCAUCCCUGGUCGUGAUGGGCUCAAAGGUGAAAAAGGAGAGUGUAUUAAUGAGAUCUUUGAGGAGCCCUGGAGGCCCAACUACAAACAGUGUGCCUGGAACUCUCUGAAUUAUGGGAUUGACCUGGGUAAAGUAGCUGACUGUACAUUUACAAAGCUGCGUUCAGACAGCGCCCUGAGAGUUCUCUUUAGUGGAUCCCUCAGACUGAAGUGUAAGAACGCGUGCUGCCAGAGGUGGUACUUUACCUUCAAUGGAGCAGAAUGCACAGGACCCCUGCCAAUAGAGUCCAUCAUCUACUUAGACCAAGGAAGUCCGGAGCUCAACUCAACCAUCAACAUCCACAGAACAUCCUCAGUUGAAGGGCUGUGUGAGGGCAUCAAAUCAGGGUUGGUGGAUGUCGCCGUGUGGGUUGGGACCUGCUCUGACUACCCCAGAGGUGACGCAUCUACAGGGUGGAAUUCAGUAUCCAGGAUUAUCAUUGAGGAACUGCCAAAGUAAAAAGAAAAAGAAGCAUGUUCCUUUAAGGGAGGGGCCAGUCUUGGUAGUAUAACAGUAUGUUAUCUGGCUCUCCAAAAUUGUCAGGUUUGGUUGGCUGAGGCGUCACAGCAUCACUGGUGCUAACUUGAAUGUUUUAUUGUUUUGAAUACUAUAAAUGCUGACGGGACUAAAACAAGAAAACUGCACCGUACUGUCUACCAGAAAUAAACUUUGUACUGUAGCUCAUCUCCCUGUGAGAUCUAUUGGUGCACUGUCACUGAAUACCAGACACUUUUACUCUGUACUCAUUUGACCUGUUUGUAUUCAUUAUUAUUGUUAAUAAAGUCUUUUUCUAAGAUUUACAUUCAAA
Notolabrus celidotus (New Zealand spotty) is the source of this 1431-nucleotide messenger RNA. RefSeq names its product collagen triple helix repeat containing 1b (gene cthrc1b). The transcript is spliced from 5 exons. The coding region runs from base 162 to 1082 and encodes 306 amino acids. Lineage: Eukaryota; Metazoa; Chordata; Actinopteri; Labriformes; Labridae. The record is from RefSeq and is a predicted model, not a curated record.